AGUUCAAAUCCAUAUAAAUCUAAUGGAUUUGAACUGAAUCCACGUAAAGUUUACCCGUAGAAUAUAAAAACUAGUGAGCGUUAAUGUUGCAGGAAGAAACAUAUUCUGAACAUGUAAAACACAAACCAAAUUAUCAGUAUUCUAUACAUUUACAAUACAGUUACGUUAUGCAAUAAAAAAAUACACAUACACUUUACCUAUGCAAUUCAAGGCGUCCCGUCCCGGUGAUUUUGUUCAAUUUUUUGGCUAUGAGUUUUCUUUCAAAAAGCAGUUUUGUCUGCUAUCAUUUGAAUUGAAAAAAAUUAUGUAUUUUGGUCGUACACGCCUGGAUCUUGGACUUCGAUUGUAACAAAAAAUGAGCGUUGUUAGUUUUUUCUCAGCCUCAAUUACUAAUAUUAUAUCUUCAGUGUACUGUAUAUUAUCUUACAGAAGUAGUUUCUUCAGUGGCUGAAGUUAACAGGUAUUCUAUAUCUGAUCAGAAGUCCCGUGGCAAGCAAUCUUUUUAAAAUUGUUUCGUCCAAAAUGAAUCAUGAAGACAUUUUAAAUGCUUCUUCGGGCCAUGAUGGCCAUGACAGUGGUCAUUCGGAGUCGUCAUCGUCGGCAGGGUAUCCGAUAGCCUCGUUUGACUUGCAUCAUGUGAAGCUUCCUCUCAUAGUGGUCACGUGGGUGGUGUUCGUAUCCUACAUCAAGACACUCUUCCACUACUCGGAGAGAAUUGCCAAAAUGAUACCGGAAAGCUGUCUUCUCGUCGUCCUGGGAAUCGGCAUUGGUGCUAUUGCGUACAUGGCAGGUGCAGACUUGGAGCACUCCUACAUCCAACUGAACUCAUCCCUCUUCUUCCUCUAUCUCUUACCGCCCAUAGUGUUCGAGGCAGGAUACUUCAUGCCUGUCAGACUCUUCUUCGAGAACCUGGGCACCAUUCUUCUCUACGCACUGGUGGGCACUGUAUGGAACACAGUGUCCAUUGGACUGCUGCUGUUCGGGGGACACCUGAUGGGAUGGUACGUAGUGGACGAGAGUGGCGUGGACAUGAGUGUCCUCACUUGCUUCCUCUUCAGUGCUCUCAUCUCAGCCGUCGACCCAGUCGCUGUUCUCGCUGUAUUCGAGGAGAUCCACGUGAAUGAAAUCCUCUACAUCCUGGUGUUCGGGGAGUCCCUUCUGAAUGACGCCAUCACAGUUGUGCUGUACCACAUGAUGGAAAACUUCUCCCGCAUAGGCGAGGACAAUCUCACCGCCUAUCAUUUCUUAAGUGCAAUCGCAAAUUUCUUCUGCGUGUCAUUCGGCGGAGUGGCCAUCGGAAUCAUUUUCGGCUUAUGUGCGUCCUUCACUUCCAAGUUCACAGAUCAUGUGCGUUCUCUGGAGCCAAUUUUCAUAUUCGCAAUCGGCUACAUAUCAUACCUCACAGCCGAAAUCUUCCACUUCUCAGGAAUUUUAGCCAUUGUAACGUGCGGAAUGUUUAUGAGCCAGUAUGUCGAAAUCAAUAUUUCUCAUAAAAGUCACACAACUGUCAAGUAUUUUCUGAAAAUGCUGGCGUCUGUAGCAGAAUCCAUUAUUUUUUUGUUUCUAGGACUAGCGACUAUUUCAAAAGUCCGAAAUAUUGACUGGGGAUUUCUGGUGGUAACUUUGUUCGCGUGUUUUGUUUGCAGAUUUAUUGGCACUUAUUUGCUAACUUACUUCGCUAAUUUGAGAAGAAAAACAAAACUUGACUUCUUCCAACAGUUCAUUAUGAGUUACGGAGGAAUUAGAGGCGCAGUUGCUUUUUGUUUAGCUGCCUCUCUUGAACUUGACAUCGUUAGCCAAUCUAAAAAAGACACUUUAGAAGCUACUACGUUGCUUGUUAUAUUUUUCACGGUUUUUGUUCAAGGCAUAACAAUAAAACCGCUGGUAAAGUUACUUCGUAUUAAAACCUUGAGCAUUCAUGAAAAAAACUUGAUGGAAAUUAUGUCGUUACGAGUUGUGGAUCAUACUAUGAGUGGAUUGGAAAACAUUUCGGGUUCUCAUGGUGACAAUUUAGUGCGGGAAAAUUGGAGGAAGUUCAACAAUCGGUUUAUCAAGCCGUAUCUAUUACGCGACAUUGAAGUUUCUUCAGAAAUGGAUCUGAUGAAUUCGUUCACGAAAUACGAGAUAAAUGAACAAAUUAUGUCGAUCGUGAACAAACGCAACUCGGAUGUUUCGGUAGAACUGACUCCGCUGACCUCGUCUACGAAUUUUCCGAUGUCAAGUGCCAAAGAAGCCCUGCUUAGUGGCAAGCCACCCUCUGAGCUUUCAAGAAAGACCCAAACGGAGCUGAAAAGGAGGCUUCUAACACAUAGAAACACGAACUUCACCGUAUCUCGAUAUGCCAUCCCGGAUUCUCUCGCCAACAUCCAUCAACUGGCUUCUUGGUCUGUUGGCUCUGCAGAUGCGUCAGAUGUCAAUCAAGUGAGAAAAUAUUCUCAAGAUAGGAAACGAAAUGGCGAUCGCCAUGCUCGUGAAGGCGUUAAAGUAGGGAUGAAAACGAUACCCGAAGAUAGCUGCAAAAAUAACGACGGAAAUAAACGUUCAGAUGUUAAAUUUGAAAUGGGAGAUGAGGAUGAAACAAAAGCUGCAGAUGAGUCAAACGAUGAAACACAGAUUUAA
Messenger RNA from Symsagittifera roscoffensis, 2619 nucleotides. Its product is annotated as sodium/hydrogen exchanger 3-like. The transcript is spliced from 7 exons. Lineage: Eukaryota; Metazoa; Xenacoelomorpha; Acoela; Convolutidae. Gene Ontology annotation, cellular component: plasma membrane. The record is from RefSeq and is a predicted model, not a curated record. Gene Ontology annotation, molecular function: potassium:proton antiporter activity; sodium:proton antiporter activity. Gene Ontology annotation, biological process: regulation of intracellular pH; potassium ion transmembrane transport; sodium ion import across plasma membrane. The coding region runs from base 523 to 2619 and encodes 698 amino acids.